UAUGAAAAGUGGGGCUCACCCUGACAUUGAGACAUGGAGACAUUAUUCUCAGUUCUUUUUGUUUGUCUGUAACUGUCAUUUAUUUUUAAAGGGCAAGGAAUGUGAAUAAGAGAAGUGAAAUCAGAGGAUCUUUAUUUUUUUAUUUUUUAAGGGAAAAGACACCCAGGUAUAGAAAGUUUAAAAAAAGCAGAAGUGAGAAAGGACAGCAAUCAAGUUGCAAUAGUUUCCUACAGCUGCAAACACGUGCUUACACUUAAGCAUUUUUGCAUGGCAAAUGAAAGAGACAAUUAGUUCUCCUUUCUUGGUUCCUUUUCAAUCUUUGUGGCAUGAUCAAGACUUUUGAUAAAGUGUGUUUAUUCCUCUUGUUAAUUGAUACUGCAUUAAUUUCUUUGCACUUCUUCCUGUUCCUUCUACACAGUUCGGAGUUGAGAGAUCAGAAUUUUAGCUCUAGCCACUCUCUGGAUAAUGACUUUCUGUUAUGAUACCUGUUCUACUUAGCUCACAGAAAUAUUUUGACAAUUAAAUGAGAUAAAUAUUCCUCAAACACUUUUCAAAAACUCUUAAAGUUCUCUAAAUUGGAAGUGUGAAUAUGAUGUUGCUAUUAUUACCCUUCUGUCUGAUGGUUCCGAGGGCUCGGAGACUAAUCCAGUUACCACCGGAACCCUGGGCUUAGAGUUGAAACUUUUUCCUUCUUCUCUUCCUUCUUUCCUUCGACAGCAUUUAUUUUACCUAAUGCCAAGGAUCAUGCAAGUACUGGUGGCUGUAGAGAAGUGUACACAUAGCCCAGAAUCCUGGGGUUGAGCGGGAAACCAGGUGGCAGUGGAGCAGAGGAAGAAAUGGUGAAUAACCAAAUGUCACCGGCUUCUUUUAUUGUUCAAGAAAGGAGAGUCCCUAUCCUAUACAGAGGGGGAAAAAAAUGUUCUUCUGGGUGUUAGCCCUCCUAAUCCUUUGUGGUUUUCUAUGGAAUUAUAAAAGACAACUAAAGAUUGCAGACAUCACAGAUAAGUAUAUUUUCAUAACUGGUUGUGACACUGGCUUUGGAAAUUUGGCAGCCAGAACUUUUGAUAAAAAAGGAUUUCGUGUAAUUGCUGCCUGUCUGACUGAAUCACAGUCAACAGCUUUAAAGGCAGAAACCUCAGAAAGGCUUCACACUGUGCUUCUGGAUGUAACCAACCCUGAGAAUGUCAAGAGGACUGCCCAGUGGGUGAAAAAUCAAGUUGGGGAAAAAGGUCUCUGGGGUCUGAUCAACAAUGCCGGUGUUCUUGGCGUGCUGGCUCCCACCGACUGGCUGACAGUGGAGGACUACAGAGAACCUAUUGAAGUGAACUUGUUUGGCCUCAUCAAUGUGACUCUAAAUUUGCUUCCCUUGGUCAAAAAAGCUCAAGGAAGGAUUAUCAAUAUCUCCAGCAUUGGAGGUCGGCUGGCGUUCAGUGGAGGGGGUUAUAAUCCAUCCAAAUACGCAGUAGAAGGCUUCAAUGACAGCUUAAGACGGGACAUGAAAGCUUUUGGUGUACACGUUUCAUGUAUUGAACCAGGAUUAUUCAAAACAGGAUUAUCAGAUCCAAUAAAAGCCACUGAAAAAAAACUCGCCAUUUGGAAGCAUCUGUCUCCAGAUAUCAAACAACAGUAUGGAGAAGGUUACAUUCAAAAAAGUCUAGACAAGCUGAAAGGCACAACUUCCUUUGUGAACAUGGACCUCUCCCUGGUGGUGGAGUGCAUGGACCACGCGCUCACAAGUCUCUUCCCAAAGACCCAUUAUGUUGCUGGGAGAGAUGCCAAGACCUUCUGGAUACCUCUGUCUCACAUGCCAGCAGUUUUGCAAGACUUCUUAUUGUUGAAACAGAAAGUAGAGCUGGCUAAUCCCAAGGCGGUGUGACCGGUGUGACUCAGCAGACAACAAAUGCCUACCCCAGGCUAUGAGAUUGGCUGCUUUCAAGGGCAUAUCUCCUUUUUGGUCUCAUUCCUUACCUAAUCCAACCCAGACUCAUUUAGAUCAUUUAGAUGUGCUUCUUUGAUACACGAGGGAGUCCUACCCACACUGGGAAUGUCCCAGGGUCCCUUAAGCCUUCUUUGAGAAGAAGGGCAGCAAUGACCUAUCCCAUAAAGGGCCAUGAUAGCACCUGCCCAAUAUUUAGGUUUUGUCUGCUUAAUAUGAUGUAAGGGAAAUUGAAAGCUUUUUCCAUCCAACAUGAUCUCUGCCACUGCCAGCCCCAUUGCCUCUAGCCCCCACACCUUGAACUCCAGAAUGUUAAUUAUUUGUCCCAUAUCAAAAUGUUCAGAGAGAAGUAGAAUACUUUCAUGAGUGGGUUGGAUGUCUUAUUUGCUGAGAAGAAGACUCAGGAAGACUGGAACUCAGUUUUCUAACCUGUGGUGGGUCAGGGGAAGGAAGGGUGAGGAAGCAUCAUGUGACUCAUACAAACUAAGGGGAACAGAGAAACACUAGGGAGGAUUGCAAGUAGGAGGAUAGGGGAGGAGCAGAAGGACAAUAAGACUGAAAAGAAGAAACAAGUAUGGAAGUGGAGGGAGGGAGAGUCCAAGACAAGCCUGCCUGUUCUAGAGGGAGCUGUGGAAGCUGAACAGCCGUUUCAAGGCAGCUGUGAACACGGAUGCCCACACAGCUGUCUAUGGAAAGCUGGUAACAAAAGUAACCACUUGUUCCAAAGAAGAAAAACAGAAGGUAUUCAUGUAAUUAUGAUGACUGCAAAUAUAAUAAGACCCAGAAUAUCUACAACAACUUAGACCCGAGAUGGUUGGAAAGCCUGUAUUUGAGGUGUCUCAGAAGCCUCAUAAAGACAUAGAGCUAAAUUAAGACUCUAGCCUACAGUUACAGUGACAGCUGUAACUUGCUCUUUGCUCAAAUUCGUGGUCCUGAUUGGACUGACCCUGGCCCCACACCGCAUCCAAAAACAAGUUCUCUACACGGUUGCUUCUCCAGAUAGCGGCACCCAGUAUCACUCAUGUAGGUUGGUUGACAAUUCACAUAAAAAGCCUGAAGUGUCAAAAUUCAAUAUUUGUGGCUAAAUUAUAUAGGGUGAAAGAGCCAGAAAAAUUGCAUCAUGUACACACACAGACACACAAAUGCACACACACACACACACACACACACACACUUAUUGUGAAGAAAAUAUUUAAUAUCUGCUGCAUGAAACCAUACCCAUUCGAAGAGAUCAGUAAUGCUAUUCAUUUUUAUCCACCUUUCUGGAAACAUCUGUUCAUGAGGUAGUCUCCUCUUCUCACAUUUACAAUGUAUUAAUGACUUUGAAAAAACAAAUUUUCAAUGGUGUCAGUCCACCUGGACAUAUAUGUCAUUAUUUUAAGGGAAAAUACGCUCAUCCUUUUUGCAUGAAAAUGAAGAAUUUCACAGCAGGAAUCAGAAGAAUUCUCAGGCAAAGUUAUCUAAGCUAUUGUCACUACCAACCCAGGAAGUCAUCUCCAUCUUGGUCGGGGUCCCACUGACAGCUCACCUUUAAGAUCUCUGAUUUCUUCUUGUUGCCAGUAACCGCCCACGGGUUAGGGAACCCUCACACAGCUUGUCCUUGGAGGGGAAGUUCAUCAGCGUUGUUUACUGAGGCUCUUCCUUCUCACCUUGAAUUCCCAGGUCCUGGCUUCAUCACCCUGUUUUAAAAAUGUCAGGCCCGCUGUCCCUGAUCUUCCUGUCCUCCGCUGCUUUCAGGACUUUUAAAAUCGGCAGGAACCUGCUUUGCUGGACAUCCAACCAUUCCAGUUGUGUUGUGGGGUCUGUCUAAUGGUCUUAUUUCCUUUGUUUCACCUGCACCUGAGUUCUUUGCUCAUUUCUCCAUGUAACUACAAUUGGCAAAUCCCUGUUUCAUUCAAUCCAAAAAGGGUUCUACUUAAAUGAAUGCUCCCAAAUACGGUAUCAUCUCAAAACAAAAUCAAAUAUACCCAAACUCACCCAAGUAACCUUGAAAGCUUUUAAAACUAAAUGAGGAGAUGACAGUAUUUGGAAUAUAAAGGUAUAGUCUCAACAAAAGCACAAGACCUGGAAGAAAGAGAAGGAGAGAGGAAGGGAGGGGUGUAAGAAGGUCAUUGCACCAGGAGUCUGAGGUAUGACUGCCUCGACUCUCUCAGUCUCACCAUCACUUCUGAUAUUCUCUGUGCUCUUAGGAAAAUAAUAUAUUUUUUAUCUAUACUAUUUGGGAGGACAUAUACUGGGCAUUCUGCUAAGUCCUGGCCAGUAAGGAAUGACAUGGCCCCUUCCUUCAUAGAGUUUAUUAUAAUCCAAAAGCUGAGACUACUACUUGGGAUGCCUUAGAGUAUCUUAGAGUAGACUACUACUUGGGAUGCCUCCAGAAUCUGUGGUCAAGCUAAAGUGAGAUGUUGUCUUUCUACCACCUCUCGUUUAUGGGACCCUUUCCUCACUUAGUUUGGAGGCACAAGGAGAACCUCCCAGACUUUUCCUCUGAUCUGACCUAAAAAAUCCCACUACAUCCUCUGUAGCUCUAUCUGGAUAUCCACAAGGUAUUCACAUCUGGAGUUCCUACCACUCUCACCCCGACCUACCCUUUCCCAAGCAAGCACCAACUACUAUCAAUUUGAUCUCCUAAGGAGAUACCUCGUCUACUACUUUUCUUCUCCAAGGGAUCAUCUGUUCAAGCUUUCAUCAUCCCUUAUCUCAAUGACAGUAUAUUUACCCUUGUAUUCUUUCGAUGAUUUCUCCUCACUGUAGUCAGAAUUAUUCAGAAUUCAGAUCUAAUUAUUCUACUCUUUUCCCCACCACCACUUUCUUAAACCCUUCAAUGCGUUUCCAUUGCAUUUUGGCUAAGGACAAAAAUGCAUUACAUAAAUGACGUUGCCCCAGCACUUCUCAUUAGCCUCAUUUGAGGCUCUUCUCCUCCUCAGCUAGCCCCCUCAGACCCUUUGCCCAUUCUCUUGCCUAGGAAGUUUCCAUUUUUCUUGCUUAUCUAGUUUCCUCAUCCUGUAGAUCUCAGACCCUUCCUCAGGGAAGCCUGUACAGUUCCAAACUCUGACAACAGUCUUUGUAUCCCAAAUUGGUUUCUGUUUUGUACAGGACCCUUAUCACAAUCUGUCAUUACAUAUUUGUGUAAUUAGUUUGUUACUAUGGGUCUCCCCACACAGACUUUAAGUUUCAUGAAAUCAGGAACCAUGACCCUUCGCUUAUCUUUGUAUUCCCUUGCCUAGCACAGUGCUGGCAUGCAGACCACUGUUCAAAAAUAUUUAUUGAAUAAAUUUAGAAAUCAGCCUCUAUGAGCCUUUCUGACUAGGGGGCAAUCUAUCACUUAAGAUAGGGCUUGCCAAUCUCAUUGAUUGUGCUAUUAAAGAAUCAGCUUGAUUAAAAUACUAUAACUUCCUUAAGUCUUUGACUACUUCCUCAAGAGCUCCCUACCUCCUGUUUUUUCUGUAAGCCUCCCUUUGGAAACUAGUCGCCAACGGUCUGUUGGUCCCAAGACACUGUGAAGGAACCUCCGUCCAUGUUGAGCCAUUCUGGGCUCAGUGCUCACAGAACAGGGAGCAUCAGGAAUCAUUUCAUUCACUUCUCUGCCUGUAGGAUGAUAUGGCCAAGCCAGCCAGGCUAAAGAGAGCCACUUCAAUUUAAAGUCUCUCUGGGGGUGCUUGGGUGUCUCAAUUGGUUAAGUGUCUGACUCUUGAUUUUGGCUCAGAUCAUCAUCUCAGGGUUAUGAGGUGGGGCUCUGUGCUGGGCGUUGAGUCUGCUUAUGAUUCUCUCUCUGACCCUCCCCUCCUCUAAAAAAAAUUAAAAAAAUAAUAAAAUAAAAUAUUAUAAUAUACUAAAUUAAAUCUUUUCAGAAACCCAUAACUUCUUUGGGCAACCCAGCCAAUUUUUAAUAAAGAAAAUACCCAGGAGCUUCUAAGAAAAAUGAUGAAUUUUGGCUUUAUUCUCUAUUAAUCCCAAUAAUUCUCAGGAAUGUGAGAGAUCAGAGUCCCAUCAGGAUGGAGGAAAUAGUUAAACAGUUUCAAACUGGAAAGCUGUGUAAUGUAUAGAAAUUAUUUGUAACAAUCUAAACUAAGCCACAGUUUAUAAGGACUAUGCUGGUCGACAAUUUCAUGGAUUUUUGCUUGUUAAAAAAUAAGACAAUUCUGUUGAUAUUCAUAAUACUGACAUUCUUCCUCAACCCUGUGACUCAUUUUCAAAAAGAAAAUAUGAAUAAUUUCCAUCCUACUAUAUAUAUGAGGCACUAAAAUAGUCAGGGCUCUGGUGCAGAUUCUAGUUUAGCUGAAUCUCGGAGCUCUUUUUGCACACAGCACCUGCCCGAGAAAGAACCAGAUCACAGCUCUUGGCUGAUUAGUCCCUAGAAAUAAAUAGCACUCUGGCCUGAAAUGGGUCAGGCAAGGCAGCGUAGCAUUCUGUCACACUCUACAACCAGCAACUGCCCUGAACAGCUCCAUUUCAGUCCUUUUUGAGAAACUGGACAUGGAAAGGAUUCCACUAUAGAUACAUAGCAUAAGACCUGGGCAAAAACCAUUCAGUCCUAUCCUGAGGCAGGGGUGGGGUUUGCUAAUUACUCUCAGCCAUCUGGGUCUGUUUUUGCUCUUAGAUAUGGCAGCUGGAACUUGAGUAUGAUGCCACCCAAUGAAUGGUGGUGCCUGGGUUUGGGAUCAGUAAUCCAAGCAAACUAGCUUCCCACAGGUAUAAUAAGAAAAUAUUAUCGAUGGUUAUUUAAUACUUAGUAUGUGUCAGGUUCUUAAUGCAUUUGGAUAUAGCACAAAUGAUUUCAUCUAACCCUAACCAUAUCUCAGGUACGUUUUGUUGUUGUCACUCUUGUUUCAUUUAUUUGUUUUUAAUAUGGUAAGAACAUUUAAUAUGGGAUCCAUUCUCUUAAGUGAAGUGUACAACACAGAAUUGUAAGUGUAGUCACAAAGUUGUUCAGCAGGUCUCUAGAACCUAGUCAUUUGCAUAAGUGAAAUUUUGUACUGGUUGAACAGCAAUUCCCCAUUUCCCUUGCCCUCAGUCCCUAGAAACCACCAUUCUACUCUCUGCUUCUAUGAGUUUGAAUAUUUUAUAUACCUCAUGUAAAUGGAAUCAUACAGUAUUUGUCCUUCUGUGACUGGCUUACUUGACUUAGCAUACUGUCCCCCAGGUUCUUCCAUGUCAUCAUAUAUGGAAGAAAUAUCUUCUUUUUAAGGCUAAGUAAUCUUUCAUUGUCAUUAUAUAUCACCUUUUCUUCAUUGGUUUAUCUGUUAGUAGACAUGUAUGUUGUUUCCAUAUGUGAGCUAUUAUGGAUAAUGUUACAAUGAAUAUGGGAGUACAUAUACCUCUUUGAGAUCCUGAUAUUAAUUCUUUUGGAUAAAAACCCAGAAGUGAGAUUGUUGGAUGAUAUGAUAUUUCUUUUUUUAAUUUUUUGAGGACCCUCCAUGCUGUUUUCCACAGCAGCUGAUCCAUUUCGUUUUCCUGCCAAUGGUGCACAAGGGUUUCAAUUUCUCCACAUCUUCACCAACACUUACCUCUUGCUUUCCUGAUAAUCACCAUCCUAACAAAUGUAAGUUGAGACGUCUCUGUAAUUUUGAUUUGCAUUAUUUGAUCAUCAGUGAUUAGUGAUAUUCAGCAUCUUUUCAUUUACCUGUUGGCUAUUUGGAUAUCUUCUUUGAAGAAACAUCUAUUCAAGGCCUUUACCCAUUUUUUAAUCAGGUUACUUGUUUUUUUAUUAUUGAGGUGAAGAAGUUUUUAUAUAUUUUGGAUAUUAGAUAUGUUUUUUAGAGUUGGAGAAAUGAAGUCACGGAGAGGUGGACAAUUUGCACAAGCUCAUACUCCAUGUAAGUAUGGGCCAAGGUUCAAACCUGGACUGUCUGAUGCCAGAGCUCACACUCAGAAUCACUGAGCUCCACUAUAUAGAAGCAGGGUACUUUUCUAAACCUCAAUUCUGGGCCUGUUUAAAAAACAAAAACAAAAACAAAACAAAACAAAAAAACUUUACUAAUCUAACAUGAGUCUUGCCUAGGUAAUAAUAUUAUGCAUAAGGGGGCACCUGGGUGGCUCAGUGGGUUAAGCCUCUGCCUUCAGCUCAGGUCAUGAUCUCAGGGUCCUGGGAUCGAGCCCCGAAUCGGGCUCUCUGCUCAGCGGAGAGCCUGCUUCCCCCUCUAUCUUUGCCUGCCUCUCUGUCUACUUGUGAUCUCUGUCAAAUAAACAUAAAACCUUUAAAAAAUAAUAUUAUGCAUAAAAAUGAUGCCUUAUUUUGAGCUUAUAUAAAUAUAGACUCUUUUGUUUUCCCCCAUUCUACUUUUAAACUUUUCUCACAAUAAAAUAACUGGAGCACUUAUACCCCA
Messenger RNA from Lutra lutra (Eurasian river otter), 8259 nucleotides. RefSeq names its product dehydrogenase/reductase 9 (gene DHRS9). The record is from RefSeq and is a predicted model, not a curated record. The transcript is spliced from 5 exons. NCBI's taxonomy places the organism in Eukaryota, Metazoa, Chordata, Mammalia, Carnivora, Mustelidae. The coding region runs from base 917 to 1876 and encodes 319 amino acids.